AUGAGGAACAGCUCCUUUACUUUCAAUUUGUCUGUUUUUCAGCCCAAGCCUUGUCAGUAUUGUAAUAUCAUUGCAGCGUUUAUUGGCACAAAAUGUCAGCGUUGCACCAACUCAGAGAAGAAGUAUGGCCCACCUCAAACAUGUGAGCAGUGCAAACAGCAGUGCGCUUUUGAUCGAAAAGAAGAGGGAAGAAGGAAGGUUGACGGAAAGCUGUUGUGUUGGCUCUGCACCCUGUCCUACAAGCGAGUGCUACAGAAGACAAAAGAACAGAGGAAGAGUUUAGGAUCUUCGCAUUCUAACUCCUCAUCUUCGUCUCUUACUGAGAAAGACCAGCACCAUUCAAAGCACCACCACCAUCACCACCACCACCACCGUCACAGCAGUAGUCAUCACAAAAUCAGCAGUCUGAGUCCAGAACAAGAUCAGGGACUAUGGAAACAGAGCCAUAAAUCCUCUGCAGCUAUUCAGAAUGAAACUCCAAAGAAAAAACCCAAACUGGAAUCCAAGCCAUCAAAUGGAGAUAGUAGCUCUAUAAAUCAGUCAGCAGACAGUGGGGGAACUGACAACUUUGUCCUCAUAAGCCAGCUGAAAGAAGAAGUAAUGUCACUGAAACGCCUUCUGCAGCAAAGAGAUCAGACUAUUCUAGAGAAAGAUAAAAAGUUGACAGAACUGAAAGCAGACUUCCAGUAUCAGGAGUCGAACUUGAGGGCAAAGAUGAACAGCAUGGAGAAAGCUCACAAGGAAACUGUGGAACAGUUGCAGGCCAAAAACAGAGAACUGCUCAAGCAGGUCGCAGCAUUGUCAAAGGGGAAAAAAUUUGAUAAAAGCGGGAGUAUAUUGACGUCUCCUUGAGGAGGUGGUUAUUCAUGGAUCUGCUACUCAGUGGAAAUUUGAGUAAUUCUGCGAAGCCCUUAAAAUCCUGCGUAGUGGAAGAGAUAUUUUUGCACACCAGAUUAGUUGGCAUGUUUCCUACACGUUUUUAUAAUUAAUGUGCAGCUUUUUUUAGUUACUGUUCAGAUGAAAUACUUCAACUGGCUUGAAGAAUGUUUUUUAUUUUUUUUUUUAUAUUGGAAACUUUUUGCCAGCAAUAGUAUUAAAAAGUCGUGCAGAGAACAUAGCAGUGUUCUCUCUAAAAGGACAACAUGCAAUAACAAACUAGGUGUACUUUUUACAAAGUUUUUAAACUAUAAUGAUGUCAGCCAAAUGUUUAUGAGUCUCCAGUUCCACUGAAGGCUGGUUUCUGGCAACCGUUCUUUUCCUUUGUAUCAGAAUAGAAAUUUAGGAUGGAAAUCAUGGUGCUCAAGCGAAGCUGAAAAAAAGGCUUGUGUGUAUUUGUAAAUAGAACUGUAACGGUUAUAUUCCUAGUUAUAACAGUUAUUAGUGUUUUACAUGCUUGUGAUAGGGAUUUACAGAAAGAUUAUCUAUUGUACAGUAACAGAGGCAGUGUGGUUUUUUGUAAGAUUUACUGUAGAUUUUUUCUUGCAAGUGCCUUUCUCCAACUGUUUAUUUAUAGGAAUGUUGGUAUUUUGUACAUAAGGUUUUUAUGUUUUAAAAUCAUGUUUAAUAAAUGUUUUAUGUAAAUAUAAAUGUGUGUACAGAGGAAUCGGAAUCAAAGAUCAAAGUGCAGUGCUUGGAGCAGCAGUAAAACUAGCUCAUUGACGGACGGUGAGUCUUGGCUUUAGAUAACCUUAGUAGCUUGUCUGUGAGGUGGUGAGUUUUGGUAGUGCUGCUCAUGCCAAACACUUCCUGAACAAAAAAAAGAAAUGCUUUUUUUGCCACACUGAAGUGUAGCAGUUCGUUUAUAUAUUUUUCCAUUUGACACAGUGCUCAUUUUAAGUCCGUAGCAGAUGUUCUACCCCCUAUUUUACAACCUUAAUUAGUGAUAUACACUCAAAUUUAAAAUAAAUACACAUAUACUCUUCACCACUGUCUGAAUUAGUUACUUCGUUGUCACUUUUGAUUACUCUUAAUGAAUUGCAAGGUUCUCAUCCCCUGGUGAAGAUGCACAGUGUGAAAAGAGUAGCUCAAACAAAUGGUCUCGAGGUUAAAAGAGUGGACCUGGUGUUGGAAGGAGGGUUUUUUCAUUCCAGAUGGCAUCAGUUCAGGUUUAGCUUUGCACCUAACGGACAUGAGGCAUAUUCAGGAAUUUCUAUUCAACAUAACCUAGCAUACCCCACUGUCUCUGGUCAGGAAGGCUAGCUACAGCUCAGCAUAAAGUGCAGUAGACUUAGGUGAGUAAAGGCUUAGAUCCACUCUGGGUACUGAUUGGUAACAGGGUAACUGCUUAUAUUCCGGUAAGCUUCACGGUGUACAAUAAGCUAUGCACCUCUAAAUAAAAGAACCAAAAUGUAAUGUUACUAGGCUGCCCACCUGUGUGCCCCACUGUGAGUACCUCAGUCCUUCAAACAAGUUCUGGCAGUGACAGACUACUGAAUAAUUUGAAAAAUCGUGCUGGCUUGUUUCAUAUGAUAUACGUGUGUUUUUAUACAUUUAUACAUUGAAAUCGAGUUUGUAUGUUUAGAAAUGCUCCUUCAUUAAAGCUGUUAAACUAAGGUAGAGAAUUCUGCUAUCCUUUGGGAUGCUAGUUGUCUUUUUUUUUUUCCUUUAUAAGAUACGAAUUUAUGAUUUUCACUAAUUCAGAGUAAUAUUUUGAUACUGUUUUGGUUUUUUUUUUCCACUUGAAUGGUUUUAUAACACAACUGGAUUAGCAGUUCUAAAAAAGUUCUAAACCAACCAGCUGAAUCGCAGUCCUGAAAAUAGUGCCCUGGAGCUGACAGAAUUAACUGACGUGCUUUGAACGUGGAUCUGCAAGGAGACUGUUGUGGCGUGUUGUGGUUGUUAGCCUGUUCCCAGAUGUUGAUAGCACUGACCAGUAAUGGCCAUUUUGGCUCAAGCUACUGAUGUCUUUCAGGCCUGCAAAUAUUGCAGCCUCCUUUUUAGAUACUGCACCUGAGGACGUGUUCUGCAGUGAAGCUAUUCAGCUGUCCACAUGUAUAGAGUAUUCAAGUACUGUACUGGCACACAUCUGACCGUUGACAUUUUGUACCUUUUCUAAAUCCAAUGUUUCACAAUAAAAUCUUGUCAAAACAUCCA
This is a messenger RNA of Numida meleagris (helmeted guineafowl), 3093 nucleotides long. RefSeq names its product family with sequence similarity 76 member B (gene FAM76B). The record is from RefSeq and is a predicted model, not a curated record. The transcript is spliced from 8 exons. Lineage: Eukaryota; Metazoa; Chordata; Aves; Galliformes; Numididae. Bases 1 to 852 code for a protein of 283 amino acids.